Diceros bicornis minor is the source of this 1380-nucleotide messenger RNA. It is a transcript of the gene BTNL2, whose product is annotated as butyrophilin like 2. Gene Ontology annotation, molecular function: signaling receptor binding. The record is from RefSeq and is a predicted model, not a curated record. Gene Ontology annotation, cellular component: external side of plasma membrane. Lineage: Eukaryota; Metazoa; Chordata; Mammalia; Perissodactyla; Rhinocerotidae. Gene Ontology annotation, biological process: T cell receptor signaling pathway; regulation of cytokine production.
AUGGUGGAUUUUCCAGGAUGCAGUCUGUCUGGUGCUGUUGCCUCCUUCUUCAUACUGUUCAUCACGAAGCAGUCAGAUGACUUUAGAGUUAUUGGUCCUGCCCAUCCUAUCCUUGCCAGGGUUGGGAAAGAUGCCCUACUAACCUGUCAGCUCUUCCCCAAGAGGAUGGCGAUGCACAUGGAGGUGAGGUGGUACCGCUCAGAGCCCAGCACACCUGUGUUUGCAUACCGGGAUGGAGCUGAGGUGACCGAGUUGCAGAUGGAGGAGUACAGAGGCCGGAUAGAAUGGAUAGGGGACAACAUUGCUCAGGGUAGUGUGGCCCUGAAGAUGUACAACAUCCAACCAUCAGAUAGCAGGCAAUACUGGUGCCGUUUCCAAGAGGGGAACUAUUGUGGAGAAACAAGCUUGCUGCUCAAAGUAGCAGGUGAGUAUCUGGGAAAAGACAUAGGGUCUGCCCCUAACAUCCACAUGGAGGGACCUGUGGAAACUGAAGUCCAGCUCGUGUGCACUGCAAAAGGCUGGUUCCCAGAGCCCCAGGUUUAUUGGAAAGACAUCACGGGAGAGGAGCUGCUGACUGUCUCUGAGAAUCACAUCCAAGAUGAAUAUGGCCUAUUCUAAGUGGAAGCCACUCGUGUCGUUAGGAAUGCCUCUGUAGAGACUGUGUCCUGCUUCAUCCACAACCACGUCCUCACUGAGGAGAAGGGGUCAGUCAUCUCCAUCCCAGGGAAACUCCAGACUGAGCUGGCUUCCCUAAAAGUGAUUGGACCUUCCCAGCCCAUCCUUGUCAUAGUGGGAGAAGACAUCCAAUUAACCUGUUACCUCUCCCCCAAGGCUAAUGCACAAAGCAUGGAGGUGAGGUGGGUCCGAUCCCACCGUUAUCCUGCUGUUUAUGUGUAUAGGGAUGAGGACCAUGUGGAUGGAGAGCAGAUGGCAGAAUAUAGAGGGAGGACAGCAUUGGUGAGUGAUGCCAUCAAUGAGGGGAGACUGACCCUGCAGAUACACAAUGCCAGAACUUCAGACGAUGGGCAGUAUUGGUGCCUUUUUGAAAAAGAUGGUGUCUACCAGGAGGCCAGUUUGGAUCUGAAGAUAGUAGGACUGGGUUCUUCCCCGCUGAUCACCAUGGAGGGACUGAAUGAUGGGGAAACACAGUUGAUGUGCACUUCAGAAGAGCGGUUCCCACCUCAUGUGCAGUGGAGGGACAUGGAAGGAAAGACAAUACCAUCAUUUUCAGAGGUCCUGACUCAAGGCAGCCAUGGGCUGUUCCACGUGGAGACAUUUCUGUUGGUCACAAACAGCUCUGUUGUGAAUGUGACCUGCUCCAUCAGCAACCCCCUUCUUGGCGAGGAGAAAAUGGCAACUUUUUCUCUCUCAAGUUGGUGA